AUGCCAGCACAGGCAAACGGACGGACAAUCGUGGCUAACGCGCAGAUCGCGGGCACCAGGACCCCCCAGAACACUCCGGCGAGCAACGCGCCCAUAUCUUCUCGUGCCCAACAGCCUGGCGUCGCCAGCAUCAAAGAGGAGGAUUUCGAUCGUGCGGCGGCAGCCUCAAUCUUCGCGAAGAACCCGGCGCUCGUCUCAAUGAUACAAGGCAAACUCGGCUCCUUGGUCGGACGGUCGUCGGGCUACAUCGAGUCGCUCCCCGCUCCCGUCCGCCGCCGCGUAGCCGGUCUCAAAGGCGUGCAGAAGGAGCACUCGAAGCUCGAGGCGGAGUUCCAGGAAGAGGUCCUCCAGCUCGAGAAGAAGUACUUUGCCAAGUUCACACCCCUCUACGAAAAGCGUGCCAAGAUCGUCAAUGGCGCACAAGAGCCCACCGAGGAGGAGGUGAAGGCCGGGGAGGAAGACGAAGAGAAGGACGAGGAUGACGAGGAGACCGAGAAGCCAACGGAGACCAAGUCCGAGGACGCUGCGGAUGUCAAGGGUGUCCCCGAAUUCUGGUUGUCCGCGAUGAAGAACCAAGUCUCGCUGGCCGAGAUGAUCACCGACCGCGACGAGGCUGCCCUGAAGCAUCUCACCGACAUCCGGAUGGAGUACCUCGACCGCCCUGGUUUCCGCCUGAUCUUCGAAUUCGCCGAGAACGAGUACUUCACGAACAAGACAAUCACCAAGACAUACUUCUAUCAGGAAGAGAACGGAUACGGUGGCGAUUUCAUCUACGACCACGCUGAGGGUGACAAGAUUGACUGGAAGCCGAACAAAGACCUCACAGUCAAGGUUGAGAGCAAGAAGCAGCGGAACAAGAACACCAAGCAGACUCGCGUCGUCAAGAAGACAGUCCCAACCGAGUCGUUCUUCAGCUUCUUCUCCCCACCGAAAACCCCCGAUGACGAUGAGGAUGACGCGACCUCUGACAUCGAGGAGCGUCUUGAGCUCGACUACCAACUCGGCGAAGACAUAAAGGAGAAGCUGAUACCGCGUGCCGUUGAUUGGUUCACCGGCGAGGCUCUGCAAUUCGAGCAAAUCGAGGAUGACUUCGAGGAGGGUGACUUCGAGGACGAGGACGACGAGGAGGAGGAUGAGCUCAGCGAUGACAGGGAUGAGGACGAUGAGUCUGACGAAGGCGAUGACGGCUCAAAGCCUAAACAGGAGGCUGCCGAGUGCAAGCAGAGCUAG
Coniosporium apollinis CBS 100218 is the source of this 1230-nucleotide messenger RNA. Its product is annotated as nucleosome assembly protein 1-like 1. Gene Ontology annotation, biological process: nucleosome assembly. Gene Ontology annotation, molecular function: histone binding; chromatin binding. Lineage: Eukaryota; Fungi; Ascomycota; Dothideomycetes. Bases 1 to 1230 code for a protein of 409 amino acids. The transcript has 4 exons. The record is from RefSeq and is a predicted model, not a curated record. Gene Ontology annotation, cellular component: chromatin; nucleus.